GGGAGGCUCAGAGCUCCGAGCAUCCAGCGGGGAGAGGAGAUGCGUUGUCCACAUUGCCCGCUGCUGCUGGCCCUGCUGCUGCUGCUCUCCUGCCUGCGGGCUGAUGGCAGUGCUCUGCGGGGUCAGAUCAUCGGGGGCCACGAGGCCAAGCCCCACUCCCACCCCUACAUGGCGUACCUGAAGUUGAGGAUGUCUGCCUGCGGAGGAUUCCUGGUGGCCCCUGAUUGGGUGAUGACGGCCGCACACUGCUUGGAGGGAAACAUCACCGUCAUCCUGGGGGCUCACGAUAUCUACGAACCAGAGCAGAGCCAGCAGGUCCGAGGGGUCCUCAAAUACUACCCACACCCCGCGUACAACCCCAACACCGUGGCCAACGACAUCAUGCUGCUCAAGCUGACAGCGAAGGUCAAGCUCAACAAAUACGUCCGCACCAUUGCGCUGCCCAAAACCAGCAGCGACCUCCCCACGGGCACCUCGUGCACCAUAGCAGGAUGGGGCCUGAUUGAUGAGGACGAGAGAACCAGCAAACUCUUCGAAACCGAAGUCUCCAUCUACAGCCGCAGAAAAUGCAUUCUGUUCUACCCACACCUCGACAACGGCAUGGUGUGCGCCGGCAGCUUCCAUGAGAUGAAGGACUCCAGCCAGGGUGAUUCCGGAGGGCCGCUGGUGUGCAAUAAGGUAGCACAGGGUGUUGUUUCCUUCGGGUACGACAGCCCGCCUGGUGUCUAUGCCCGCAUUGCCAACUACCUACCCUGGAUCAAGAAAGUCAUGAAGAAGUAACGGUGCAGCGUCAGCAUGGUCCUGGAGACCUGCUGGGUUCCUUCCUGCCCCCACUGAUGGCUCCGUUCCCCUGUCUGUCCCUGGGAACCCAAGUGUCCCGAUGGAUGCCCAUAGGGUCCCUCCCUUUGCUCUAAGGCUGUCCCACUGCCAACCCAGCCCAAAAAGCCAUCGUGCUGCCACGUUGUCAACCAGCAGAAUUUCCGUACGGCACCAGCAUGCAUUGGCAGUACUGCAGAGCCCGUUUCCCUUGGGCGCCCCCUGCCCCGUUUGAACCUCACUGCACCUGAAACACAGUAAAUUCCGAGCUGCGCUCCCCAGCA
Molecule: messenger RNA, 1100 nt
Organism: Gallus gallus (chicken)
Lineage: Eukaryota; Metazoa; Chordata; Aves; Galliformes; Phasianidae
Gene: CTSG
Product: cathepsin G
Exons: 5
Coding region: 40-780 (246 amino acids)
Biological process (GO): proteolysis
Molecular function (GO): serine-type endopeptidase activity
Source: RefSeq, a predicted model, not a curated record